AUGGACGAAGUCUUCGAUGUCGCAGUCAUAGGGGCCGGUAUGGCUGGCCUUAUUGCGGCGCGCGAUAUCAGUGAAAAGGGCUAUAAAGUGGUACUCAUUGAGGCCCGAGAUCGUGUUGGAGGACGAACCUACAUGGAUCAGGCUUGUGGUGAUGUGCUUGAGCUUGGUGGUGGUUAUGUACACUGGACGCAACCGUAUAUUUGGACCGAGCUUCAGCGCCAUGGCAUUACCCUCAAUCCACCGAUGGAUGAAGGAAAGAGUUACUGGCUUGCUGACGGAGCCGUGCACUCUGGGAGCUCUCAGGAAUUUUCCCAGAUUGUGUCUCCACUUCUAGACCGGUUCUUUGCAGACAGCCGUGCUCGAUUCCCUGUGCCGUUCAACCUUACCGCCAUCGACAACUCAGAAAUCGAAAAGGAUUCGAUUGAAGAUCGCAUCAACUCCUUGGGGUUGUCUUCAUACCAACGUGAUGUUUUGGAAGGUGCAUUGUCUGGCCUGGUACAUUCCUACAAAAGUCAUGGCAUUGCUCAAUUACUUCAUGCUGUGGCCACCUACUCCGGGAGUUUUGAUGCAUUUUUCGAAACAGCAGGCACUUGGAGCAUCAAGGGUGGAACGAAGAAGUUAAUCAAUUCCAUUUUGGCUCAAACAAAUGCCAAGCUCCUUCUCUCGACACCGGUGAGCUCUAUCGUCGACAAAGGCUCUCGGGUGAUUAUUGGGACUCGGGAUGAGCAAACGAUUCAUGCGCGUAUGGUGAUUACUGCCCUCCCACUAAACACCAUCGGCGACAUUCACAUGACGCCGAAUCUUACCCCUCUGGCACAAUCUAUGAUUACCGAAAAGAACCCCACCAUGGCUGGCAAGCUCUGGAUUAGAGUCAAAGGCGAGGUCGAGCCCUUCACGAUCUAUGCACCAGCCGGGAAAUACCCACUCAAUGCACUCCGAACUGAGCGGUAUUCUGAUGGAGACACUCUUAUCCUAUGCAUGUGCUCGGAUGAUGCUACUAUACGCUCUCAGGACAGAUCUGGGGUACAAUCACUGCUACAAAGGUUUCUACCGGAUGUUCAAGUGAUAGAUAUCGCUUACCAUAGUUGGGUUAACGAUGAAUUUGCCAAAGGAGGCUGGAUGAUGAACCGACCUGGAUUUUUUACAACUGGCGCAGUUGAACUUCAGAAACCACAUGGCAAUGUCUACUUCGCAGGAAGUGACAUUUCCGCAAGUGAGCCUGGCUCUAUUGAAGGUGCUCUGUCUAGCGGAGCUCAAGCUGCUCGCGAUGUUUCUAUCGGGCUCGAGCUAUCUAAAGAGAGAUCAAAGAUCUAG
Messenger RNA from Penicillium manginii, 1314 nucleotides. Its product is annotated as flavin monoamine oxidase family protein. NCBI's taxonomy places the organism in Eukaryota, Fungi, Ascomycota, Eurotiomycetes, Eurotiales, Aspergillaceae. Gene Ontology annotation, molecular function: oxidoreductase activity. The transcript has a single exon. Bases 1 to 1314 code for a protein of 437 amino acids. The record is from RefSeq and is a predicted model, not a curated record.